This is a messenger RNA of Daphnia carinata, 4760 nucleotides long. RefSeq names its product proto-oncogene tyrosine-protein kinase receptor Ret-like. Gene Ontology annotation, molecular function: transmembrane receptor protein tyrosine kinase activity; ATP binding; calcium ion binding. The record is from RefSeq and is a predicted model, not a curated record. Gene Ontology annotation, cellular component: membrane; signaling receptor complex; axon. Lineage: Eukaryota; Metazoa; Arthropoda; Branchiopoda; Diplostraca; Daphniidae. Gene Ontology annotation, biological process: cell surface receptor protein tyrosine kinase signaling pathway; homophilic cell-cell adhesion; positive regulation of kinase activity.
CGAUGGAACAGCUCGCAGUCCCGCCAGUUGGACGCCGACCUCCGUUUGAAUCACACGCCAGCUGGUGUGUGAGGCCAAUAGUUGUUAUCCUCUUUUCCGUGUUUACUUAACUUGUUUGGACGUGGCGUUUCGUUUGACUCUUAAUAUCAACGUCAUUUAGUGUGUAGUAUCAUUAAAUCAGCACGUUCAAUUAGUUCGUUUCGAAAUUUAAUGGUGCGAUAGAUAAUUGAACUAAUGUAUUGCGAAUAAUUAUUUUAGCUUGACAAAAGGCUAAAUUGUGUUGUUUAUGGAAACAAACUCAAAAUUGGGUGUGUGCUAAGCAUUGUUAUAUCGAUCGGCUUUUUCGAGUAUUACGCAGAAGGUUUAUGUACCGCAUUGCUGCCGUGUCAGUUGUUUUCUACGUUCUUGCAUAUUUAAGAACCUUGAAUCACGCCAAUCAGUUAUAGCCCGUUGGCCCACCAGCCCGCAUUUUUCGCGUCCGUGUCAAUUGAAGUACGAAAAACGUUUUCCGAUGGCUUGGACGGAAUAAUGGCCAACAGCCCAAUGCCAUUUAUCAACAGAUUAAUUCGACUAACCCUUGUUUUUGGUUUCUUGUUCAACUCCGUGCCAGGAUGCUGGACGUUCUUGCUGACGGCAGCGUCUGAGGUGCAGCUGAUGGUAGCCUCUUCGACACCAGCUGGAACGGCCGUUUUCCGCUUUCAUGCCGUCCGCUCGCCAACGGACCAAGACGGCGAUUUGCCCGUUUUCCACUUUCUCGUUUCGCCGGCAAGCACGUCAGCGGGAUUUCUAUCCGAUGGCGAUAAGCGAUCCAUGUUUGUGCUGGACGCAUUCACGGGAAUCCUACGAGUCGCUCCCGAUGUUCUGCUCCGGGAGCGCGUCACGCGCAAUAAAGAGACUAUCCGGUUCGAUGUUGGUGUCCGUAACGCCAAUAUAUCGACGUCCCCCGACGCAGACCAAACCGACCAUUUGGGCGUGAUCCUCAUUAUCGUCGCAAAGCCGCCCGACUGCCGUCGACCUAACAAGGACUGGUGUUUCGGGCCCAAUCGGAGUGGAUCGUCAACUAUUCCGACCACUUUACGCGUAUUCGAGAACCGACCGAAAGCGACAGCCCUGACUGACUUGAGCUACCGAACGGCGAAUUUCAAACAAUUUUGCCCUGAUCUUCAAUUAUCUUAUUCACUUCAUCUAUUCAAAGGAAUUGGAAUCGAGCUUCAUAAUUCCGGACUAUUGUCUACUACUGCUCGUCUGGAUCGCGAAUUAAAGACGAAUAUUCCUUUCCAGUUGACUUGUACUAUCAAUGGGCCAUCAUCUGUGGGUUCUUCCACCUCGACGCUAUUCAGCAUCGCCCAGAACAUGACCCUAAUCAUAGAAGACGAAGACGAUAAUCCUCCAAGGCUACAGAACCCUAACGAGGAGCGAUUCAUCGACGUAUAUCUCAAGGAGCAAGGCAUCGUUCAGGAUAAAGAUUUGUUGAACAAACCAGUCAUAGUGUUGGACGAUGACAGCGACCGUAUUAAUCGAUUCCGCCUGACGUUAUUCCCACCCGAAAACGAAGCUCAUCGAUUGAUCGCCAGUUUGAUCAAACUGGAACACCCAGUGUGGUCAUUGGCACAACCGGAGACGGGCGUCCCUCGAUCGGUUAUGAGUGUCGGUUUAGUAGGAGCUGCGACUAGUCGCCAUCUGGUCCCUGCUGACGACUGUAACGUGACUGUUAUCGUUGAAGAUACCACCCUGUUGCCUGGAUACGGUGAUCAACAGGUUACCUUCUAUUUGCGAAUUCAUACUGGAUAUCCACCCAAUUCUACUGGUCUUCAACGACCGGAAUGGAUGAAACAUCCGAUUCCUGUCUCCGGCGAGGCUUCGACCGAUCCAGCGCUUGUUGCUGAAGGUGGUGGCAUUUGGACACGAUGGCUGAACGCAACUGUUGGCCGUUCGGCCUGUCGUUACACGAGGGUGGCCAAUUUAUAUCCGCACGGUUACCAACAAGACGGUCAAAGGCCAAUUAGUUUCCGGAUACUGGAAGGACUCCAUCCAUAUGAGAAUCCACCCUUUGCAAUCACAGCAGAAGAAGGCAUUCUCUAUAUCUCUCAUCCGGAGUCGUUGUCCAAGUUGCAUCAUCAAACUUCGUUCGAUUUGCGCAUCGGUUGGGAUGUCGAUCCGCUCGAUCCGUCUAGCGUCCUUCAAAACGCAUCGGCAGUCUUCCGAAUCGACAUAGUCGAUAGUAAUCAUUUGCUGGCAGACUCGUCUGAGACUGUUGAAUGCGACGGUGCUCUUUAUUGCGCGAAAUUCCGGACGGAAUCCGGAUGCAAUCAAGUCGUCGGAUCAGUGGCCACUGAUCAACGUGGGUGCGCUUGGAGACGGAGUGACAGCAACACCACAAUCAAUGGCCCCAGUAGAAUGUACCAGACCUGUUCGCCGGAUUUAUCUACCUGUCCGGAUGGCUACUGCGAUGAACUUGAAUCACUUUCAUGGGAAAUCUGCCCCCAGGAUUGCACGGAAAAAGUGUUGGGGACGCACUUCAAGUUGAACCAGGCAGCUAACGGCAAGUCGCGAGGCAUUGCUUCAGCUGCUGGGAUUUGCUCUUGUGGAGAUGCGCACUCUCGUGAUUGCUCGUGUAUGCCGCCUCCGCCGGAACCCAUUGCCGUCGACCCAAAUCUAGAGAAUCCAGACGAUUUUGAUUACGAAGAAGGAGCAAGCGUAAUCAAUAACAAAGAGGAACAGGCAACGUUGUAUCGCGAACCGAAAGGUGAUCUUGUCAAUUUCGUUCAAUUCACCGCAGGCCGAGGCUUGGACAAUACGUGUGGCACUACUUGUAGAAUCCUAAUCGGUGCAUUUGCCACUUUCGUUUUACUUGCCGUACCUGCUACGUUGUUCGUGUACUGGAGAAAAAGGAGGUGGAUGAUUUGUGGCAAGGAGAAACGCUCAGGAUCUUAUGUAGGACAGGUCCAUUCUUCCCAUCAUCAUCGUGACCUUAACAAUCUCAACAUGUCCGUUUACAUCGAAGAAAGACGCCUGAGGGAGGAACGUGAUCCUCCGAAUCUGUCGUUCCUACCUUUCGGGAUAUCCGCAACGGAUCACAAGUGGGAAAUCCCACGCAAAUGGUUAAUUAUUGACAAGACACCUUUGGGCGAAGGUGAAUUCGGUCAAGUGAUGCGCGCCACAGUAACGUCGGUCACCGGAAUAGGCGGGCAUCGGAUAGUAGCGGCCAAAAUGGCCAAAACGGGCGUUAUGAUUGGUCGAGGAGAUGUCGGCGAGACGAUUUCCCCGGAGCUGGCUGAUCUCUUGUCAGAGUUCCAUUUACUGAAAGAUGUCAGCCAUCCGAAUGUCAUCAAAUUAUUGGGCGCUUGUACGGACGUCUCUGGGCCUUUCCUCCUCAUCCUUGAGUACUGCGAGCACGGAUCUCUUCGCAAUUAUCUGCGACGUAGUCGACUUAUUCUUCCUGAGCAACAGCAACAGAAUCCGUUGUCCGUGAUGGUAACACCGGCCGUCACUCCGCGCGAUCUCCUCUCAUUUGCCUGGCAAAUCAGUCAGGCCGGCGCUUAUCUCUGCGAAAUGAAGUUGGUUCAUCGAGAUUUGGCGGCCAGGAACGUGUUAGUAGCAGCCGGAAAAGUUUGCAAAGUGUCUGAUUUUGGUCUUACGCGUGAUGUUUACGAAGGCGACACAUACUUCAAAACCAGCAAAGGACGAGUUCCAAUCAAGUGGAUGGCAUUAGAAUCGUUAUCGGAUCAUGUUUACACCUCAAAGUCGGAUGUGUGGAGCUUCGGCGUGCUACUCUGGGAACUGGCCACUUUGGGCGCUAAUCCUUACCCGGGAGUGACACCGGAGAGACUUUACCGGCUUCUGAAAACCGGUUACAGAAUGGAGAAACCCGAUAAUUGCUCCGAGGAAUUGUAUGACCUAAUGAUGAAGUGCUGGCGGGAAGACCCGCAGGAGCGUCCGCAAUUCGCCGAACUGGUGAAAACCGUCGAAGACAUGCUUGGCGUCGGUAUGGACUUUGAUCUCGGCUGCCUUGCCGGUGUAUCCAACCGCGAAUACUUUUUGAAUAGCGACAGCCACGACUCAUUUCCUAAAGGCCUACAACAAUUGAGAUGGGACGAUGAUGAUGACGAAUUACCGAUAUCGAGUCCCGAAACGAGUCGGGAGGAUCAGUCUAGUUUCUAUCUGAAUAUGUCGUCUAGCAAGACCGACGACGGGGAAACCAUUCCACUAGUCAACGAUGAAACGCCGCAUCAGCAUCUGAUUGAGAAUUCCUUCCCGUUAUUCAAACCGGUUCCGGAUGCUGUAGUACAGGACGAAUAUCUCUUGCCUAUCGUGCGAGUUUGAAAAAACUCGAAUAAUUAAUAAGAUUAAAAAAAAAAGCAAACAGAAGCGUUUCGCGCUGUGGAAAAACAAAGAUGAAUCCAAAACGAUGGAAUCAUCCAUCAGGAUUUUCGUGCGAUUUCAUUCCGCGCGUCCGCUGACCCCAGCAUCGCCAUUUUUGGCCAGUCAACUCAUCUAGUCACACACACACACGCGUGCACACACUUACGAAAUACCAAAAGUUAUUCUAUUUUUGUUUUGUUUUCUCUUUUAUUUUUUUCUUUAAAGCAACCCAGAAAAUACCUACCGUAUAUAUAAUAUAAUAUCGUACCUAUAAAACCUAGAUAAUCAUACAUAUAUAUUUGUGCCCAGGCCAGCGACACGUGUCUUCUGUGCCGAACUUGUAUAAUUUCAAAUGUGAUUCACCUGGUAUUCUUUCAAUACAGCGCGUUUUUAUGUUA